This is a messenger RNA of Dicrocoelium dendriticum, 2670 nucleotides long. Lineage: Eukaryota; Metazoa; Platyhelminthes; Trematoda; Plagiorchiida; Dicrocoeliidae. The record is from the annotation of a GenBank genome assembly.
AUGAUUGUUCUGACGUGUAUCGUUCUCGUUCUUCCCACAGGCCCAACUGCCUGUCGUCGAUCACAGUCACUCCCACUGUGGUCCACGUUCGAUGCAAAUUACGCGGACUGUGCCUCAACCACAGCCGAAAUCGGCGCAACGAACCCAGUGUUUAGUCGCUCAACUCCGGAAUGGCUAGAUCUUCGUGAUUGCGCCCUUGGGGCACAGCAACCUAUAUUAUCAGAUUCUGCGAUUGGCUCUUUUCCACACAGAACGGAUUCGUCUGUUGAUUUAUCUUGUUGUUUGGAGCUCUAUACCAAUCCCUCUUCCAGCAGUGUACUAAAUGCUUCCUCCGAUGAUGUUGCUUCAUCACUGGCGCACAAAAAAUUCUCUGGUGUAUCCCAAACUGCUUUUCUUGGAACGCCGUCUGGUGAUGUAAAUUUUUCGUCACCGGAUACGGAACUGCGUCAAACGGAUGCGUCAUAUCAGUCCAAUUCUGUUGAGACGGUCCCCUCGCAUUUGCCAGUUGUGCAAAAUGAUAUGCCAUCUGCAGAUUCUUUGGCACGGUUGCAAUCUCAACUUAUUCCACGGUUGUCUCCAGAAUGGGAUUUUAUCGGCAGUCUACUACGUCUCGCUCGUCGUUUGAUGCCUUUAACCUCCAAAGGACAGCGUACGGCAUAUUUACAAGCAGAACUGGCUAAUUUGAAUCUUCAUCUCCCUGCUCGCGUUUGGAUCCCUGUGAACAAAGCUGACCACAUCAUUCUCCGCAUUCCUCCCACAGCUGCGGUUUGUUUGAAUUCAAAGAACAAAGCCCCAUAUCUCAUAUAUUUGGAAGUUCUAUCAUGUGUUGACCCUUGGACCGAACCCCUUCCUUCAAAGCCUAUCAUAAAUACUUCUGGUCAAUCCAUGAACUCUUCCACCCCGACCGGAGCUACAUCAUUCACUUCGUUGUCCGGUUGUCCGUGGAACUCCAACACGCCUUCUUCCGCUAGUGAAAGCGGCUUGCAUCCUCUUGAUGCAAUGAGUUUGUCAUCCGAUGACUCAGUGAAUAUCUUGAAAGGAUCCAUUGGGUGUUUGGAAAGACCGUUGGCGUUCGAGUCCUUGUUGCCACUCCCGAACGGUGAAAUCACUUCGGCUGCGUCUACGACGGCUGACCUGUCUUCACCACCAAAUCCUCCUGUGUACAUUAGUGCCAGUCAAAUCCGCAGUCGACUUAAGGAUCAAUCGGAACGCCACCCAAACUACUCUUUCAUCUCCGAUCCGGAGGACCCCAGUGCUGCGGUUUUGAAAGAGCCUUGGCGCAUGAAAUGUCAACGCAUUCGAGAAUUAUCACCCUGGGGCAGUCUUCCUGGAUGGCGACUGAAUGCUGCCAUUAUUAAAGUUGGUGACGAUUUGCGUCAAGAACAGUUGGCCUACCAACUGCUCAGUGUGCUACAACGCAUCUGGCAGGCAGAAUAUAUUCCUUUAUGGUUACGCCCGUUGAAAGUCAUCGUUACAUCACCCGAUAGUGGAUUAAUCGAACCUGUACCUGAUACAGUGUCCUUUCAUCAAAUCCGCCGACAUGCACGCCUGUCUCUUUUGGAUUAUCUGUUAAAAGAACAUGGACCACCCAAUUCAGAGGCAUUUCUGACUGCUCAGCGAAAUUUUGUUCACAGUUGUGCUGCAUACUCCGUUGUUGGUUAUCUUUUACAAGUGAAGGACCGGCACAACAGUAACAUCUUGCUGGACAGAGAAGGCCACGUCAUCCACAUAGACUAUGGAUUCAUCUUGUCUGCUUCACCUGGAAAAAAUAUUGGCUUCGAAGCAAGCCCAUUCAAGCUGACUGCGGAACAGGUUGCCGUCAUGGGUGGGGUCGGCAGCGACAUGUUCGAAUACUUCAAGUGCCUUUUACUACGUGGUCUUUUGGCUGCUCGGAAACACAUGGAACGAAUAUGUGUGCUUGUCGAAAUCGCUCGAGCUACCUGCCCCCAACUACCAUGCUUCGCACGCGGUGGAGGCUCGGCGGCAAUCUCUGGUCUACGGCAGCGGUUUCAGAUGUCGCGAACAGAGGAACAGCUCCGCCAAUCCACCGAGCACAUGGUUGAAGCUUCUUUGCAUUCAAUAACUACGAAACUAUACGAUAGUUUCCAGUACUAUACCAAUGGGAUCCAGUGAUACUAGGUACAUUCCACGUUUUCGUUCUACGCUCAGAAGUCGCCGUUUCCUCGUCACCUGCUUGCUGGUCAGUUUUGAACUAUACCACGCUUUCCAUUUGUGUUUGGUCAAGGUGACUCCUAAAAUGUGAUACAGUUCAAAAGAGAUACAAGGCUGUUUAUUAUUUUGUGAACUUUUUUUUAUCCAUUUUGUUAUUUUGUGACAUUUGCGUAUAUUUUUAUUCUACCUCCGGGAUGUGCAUACAAACUAUGGCAUAAGGACACAACUUACUUGCUUUCCAUACUUUUUAAACAUUCGUCUACUAUGACUUCGACUUUGCCUGUUAUCUGCUCGCACUGUACAGACUAACGAUGCUUCAGUUGCAUACCGGUUGAUCUUCCUCCGUUUUGUCUCAUGCACCCUUAGUUUUCUUUCCAUUGCACCAUGAUUGACCCAUGCUAGUGCUGGAUGGUUCUUGCGUUUUUUGAUCGGUUUCGUCCUUCAUUGACUUUCUUUGACAGGUAUCGGAAUACAUUUCUCGUCAGCUUUUCAACAGUG